This is a messenger RNA of Lachancea nothofagi CBS 11611, 1881 nucleotides long. Lineage: Eukaryota; Fungi; Ascomycota; Saccharomycetes; Saccharomycetales; Saccharomycetaceae. The record is from the annotation of a GenBank genome assembly.
AUGAGUGAUUUUCUACCGUCCUCGUCGGAAGGUCCUGGUAAAAGAACCUCCAUGUCUAGACGAUCGCCCUCGAUUCUGGUCACAGAUGCACGUUCUUCCCGCAAAAGGAUCAGCGCACCAUUUGCGGGUCACGCUGCGGGACUUCGCAGUGGAAAGCCAGCUAGAGGAGCUCGCAAUGGCUUAGAAGCGCUUCCAAAUGGAUCAUCUGGUCCAAGAACAACAUCUGUGCGUCGCGGAAGUGCUAGCAUGAGUUCUAGCGAUUUACUACCGGUGCGUCGCUCCAAGAACAGCCAAACCAAGCUGCGACAGCAGGGAAAAUUUAGUGAUAUCUCUAUCGACAAUAUUUUGUCUGAUGUCUCAGAUGUACCCUCUGGCCGUCGAGAGGAACGCUUAUCCUCGUCUUCGCAUGACCUUGUAACUUCUUCUGCAAGCAGAUUUUCUCGAUCUGCUAACUACACUAAAAUGAUCAAUCCACUUCCUCCCCGGACAUCCAAAACCUCCAAAAAACUUGUUCUGAUACCGGACGAAUACGACCGAAAGAAUGGCUCACAACAUCUAGAUCGACGCUGGCCCUCAAAGAAAACGAGAAACGAUUCCGACGGCUCUGUAAAUGCACGCGAUGAGCUUUCCCGCAUCACUGCGUAUAACGUUGCCGAAGGGUUCAAUCUCAAACUAGCUUCCAAAUUUUUGAGGUCAACGCACGAUGUCUCACCGAGACUUUAUGAUGAGUGUCUUUAUGUUCCUUAUUGCUUACCACUGCUACCAGGAAAAGACGGUUUCCGGCUGAAGUCGAACAUCUCCAAGAAGACCGUCGGCGGUAAAACUCUGAUAGACCGCCUAAUAGAUAAAAGUGAACAACGAGAUCAUCAUUACGAGUAUUAUUCAGGCGUAGAAACGGUUGCCGACAUGAACAACAAUUUUGAGCUGAGCGAACCUGCGGGUGCGGAAAGUGAUAGAAAUGAAACUGUCCCCACGCCAGAUCAUUUGCCUAAUCCUUCAAAUAGCAGUACGGCACUUUUCAACCCAUAUGAACCUCAGUUUUUUGCCGAAGAGAAUAUGAAUGAGGAUACUACGAGUAAAUCUAAUGAACCUACGAGUUUACAACCUUCUGUCCAGGACAUACGUUCAUUAGAUACUUACGAUGCUAGUAAACAACAACAUGCAGAGAUAUUUAUAUUCAGUUAUGGUGUCGUUGUUUUCUGGAAUUUUACAGAAAUCCAGGAGAAGAACAUAUUGGGAGACAUAGCAUUUGCUGAGUACGAUCAUCUGGUUAUUCGACCCUUAGAUGAACAGGACAUUGAAACUGAACAGUUUCACUUCGAGUAUGACAAAGAAGUCGAAAGGCCACGUAUUUUCAACGAUAUUAUUACGCUUCGAUCUGGUGAUCAUAUCAUAAAAUUGACUCUUUCUCACUCAAUUGCACAAUCCACCAAGCUAUCAAGGUUUGAAUCAAGAAUAUCUCCGAUUUUGGGUACGGUGUCGAAACUCCCUAAGAGGCUUGCGUUGUAUGGCACUCUUGGCUUGAAACGAGAGCAGCUUUUGAAGAAAUCGGGCAAACUUUUCAAGCUGCGAGUAGACGUGAAUCUCUCUUCAAGCGUAUUAGACACACCUGAAUUCUUUUGGUCUUUUGAACCCAGUUUGCACCCACUGUAUUUGGCAAUGCGGGAGUACCUCGAAAUUGAUCAAAGAGCACAGGUGCUCAAUGAUCGCUGUAAGGUCUUUUUGGAGUUUUUUGAUAUAUGCGUCGAUUCUGUGGCUGAAAGAAAUAUGGCUCGAAUUACUUGGUGGUUUAUUGCGGUAAUUUUUGUCAGCGUGCUAGUUUCCAUCGGUGAAAUUAUUGUGAGGUCAUUCAUUGUUAGGCGUCUCAAACGCCACCGCUAA